Messenger RNA from Epinephelus lanceolatus (giant grouper), 4482 nucleotides. RefSeq names its product cadherin-12-like. Lineage: Eukaryota; Metazoa; Chordata; Actinopteri; Perciformes; Serranidae. The record is from RefSeq and is a predicted model, not a curated record. Gene Ontology annotation, molecular function: cadherin binding; calcium ion binding; beta-catenin binding. Gene Ontology annotation, biological process: cell-cell adhesion mediated by cadherin; homophilic cell-cell adhesion; cell morphogenesis. Gene Ontology annotation, cellular component: plasma membrane; catenin complex; adherens junction.
AAAAGGGCAGAUACAGCUCGCCGUUAACAGGGUGAACUAACAGAGAGAGAAAUCACCACGGAGAGAGUUAUAGGAAAUAUAUGGACUACACUUCUACUCUGCAGCAGCUCGGAGGGACACUGAGAGGCUUGUGUGAGGUGUCUAAGCUGAGGACAGUUGUGAAGAGAAGACAAGGUGAUCAUCUCGGUUUGUCUGCAGUCAAACUCCAGAAAUCACCUGGAUAUCCCAAAAACAGACCAAAGACUUUUUACUCUCAACACAAACCCUUUGACUUCAGCAGUGACAGCACAUUAACAGAUUUCUCUCAUUGCCUUGGAUCUUACUGGAAUUUAAACACUUUGUCAAAUUCUUACCUGCAGGGAGAAUACAGUUUUGGAUGCAUAUUAAUUUCCAACUUGGAAAUAGCCAUUUUUGUAAACCUUCUAUAAGUUUUCCUUUAACAGCGAUACUCCCUGAUGAUCACAGGGGAAUAUGUCACUCUGUUUCUGGUGGGCUCCUGUUUCCUGUUGGACUACAGCUCCCAAAUCCCUCUGCAGGCUCAAUUCCAGAGCAGAACUAAGGCUGGAGUGAUGUCAGCCAGGGGAGGGACAGGAGGUAACACUGUGAGGUCUUCUUUGGGAGAAGGGACAUCAUUAGAAGGCAGGACGAGGCUAAGGAGACGUGGGAGGUCGAGGGUCCAGCGUAUGAAAAGAGGAUGGGUGUGGAACCAGUUCUUUGUCCUGGAGGAGUAUAUGGGAUCUGAACCACAGUAUGUUGGAAAGCUCCACACAGACAUGGACCAUGGACACAAUGCUGUCAAGUACACUCUGUCAGGAGAAGGAGCUGGGUCCAUCUUCACCAUUGAUCAAAUUACAGGAGAUAUACACGCACUGGUGGGGCUUGACAGGGAGCAAAAGUCCUUCUACACACUUACUGCCCAGGCUGGUGACAUCCACACAGGCCUCCCUCUGGAGCCGCAGUCUGAGUUCAUCAUUAAGGUGCAGGACAUCAAUGACAAUGAGCCACGAUUUGCUGAUGGUCCCUACAGUGCCAGUGUCCCUGAGAUGGCUCCAACAGGAACCUAUGUAACACAGGUGACUGCCACAGAUGCAGAUGACCCCACAUAUGGCAACAGUGCACGUAUUGUCUACAGCAUCCUUCAAGGCCAGCCAUACUUCUCUGUGGACCCCAUGACAGGAGUGAUCAGGACAGCUCUAGCCAACAUGGACCGCGAGGUAAAAUCAGAGUAUCAGGUUCUUCUCCAGGCAAAGGACAUGGGAGGUCAGCUGGGAGGGCUGGCCUCCACCACCACCAUCAACAUCACCCUCAGUGACGUCAAUGACAACCCACCACGUUUCACUAAGAGUAUUUUCCAUCUGCGGGUGCCAGAGUCGGCGUCAGUUGGGUCAGCAGUGGGUCAGAUUCAAGCCCACGAUCUGGAUGCUGGCAGCAAUGCAGAGGUGGAUUUUGCCAUUGUUCCAGGAGAUGAGGGCAACAUGUUUGACAUCUUCUCUACCAGCGAAAGUCAAGAGGGAGUUGUCAUCUUGAAAAAGACUCUGGACUAUGAGACUAAGAAGUCCUACACCUUCAAGGUCGAGGCAUCCAACGCACAGGUGGACCCACGUUUCCUCCACCUAGGGCCCUUUAAAGACUCAGUGACAGUCAAGGUGAAUGUCCUGGAUAUAGAUGAACCCCCAGUCUUCACUAAGCCAUCCUACUCUGUGGACGUAUACGAGGACACUCCUCCAGGAAUCAUCAUCAGCUCUGUGACCGCUCAAGACCUGGAUGCCAGCAGCAGUGCUGUCAGGUAUUCCCUGGAAUGGCAGACAGAGUCUGACAGCUGUUUUGACAUUGACACUGUUGAGGGAACCAUUUCCACGAAUGAUUACCUGGACAGAGAGACAGCUGUUCAACACAAUAUCACUGUACUGGCAACCAAAGUCAAUAACCAUCUGCUGGCAGCUAAAGUGUCAGUGACGAUCAACAUCCUGGAUGUCAAUGAGUUCCCUCCUGAGCUGGCGCUUCCUUCAGAUACCUUUGUGUGUGAGAACGCCAGAGUGGGACAGGUGAUCCAGACAGUCAGUGCUGCGGACAAAGACCUUCCUCCUGUCGGCCAGAGGUUCUUCUUUAAGUCCCCUAAAGAGCUCCGCAACAGAAACUUCACUGUUAGAGAUUUUGGAAGCUUCUCUUGGCAGUUCUGCAUUUCAACAGCAAUGGCAGCAGAGAAGUUGCUCGAACCAGUGAUGGUGAGCAUAUGCAUCAGCCCUCAUCGAGUCUCUGAGAGUGGGAUACUCCAGAUCACCACAGGCUCUACGAGAGUAUAGUGCUGUCUUGUCUUCCACUACACCUGCCCCGCUUUCCAGAUCCUUCCAGAAGAUCAACAAGGAUGAGGCAGUUGGCCUGUAUCUUGCACGGCAUUCACGAUUAAACACAGGACAUUAGUGUAGCACAGGUGUUCUGGUUUGAAUGACUCAUUCUUUGCUUCGUUUUUCAAGUUUUCUCAGUGUUGCAAGAAAGCAUUUUUGACCUUUUUUACUGUUUAUUUAUGCUUAUUAUGCUUAUUAUACUCAAAUACACAUAUCUCAUGACUUUCUAUAUGUGUAUUUUGAUGUAGAUCCAAAUGCACAUUAAAACAUUUUCUAUAAAUUAAAUAUCUAAUUGAGAAGUGAGACAGCUUUUGUUGGAAGUAUGCACUCUGAGUGCUUUCUAGUUUUAAAUGGGUCAGUUGACAUAUUUUUCUUUCAAUGAUAUACAUUUGGUACAUCCAUGUACAUAUGUGACCAGCCAUGGAAAAACCAGGAACAAGUCUCCCGAGAGGCAUUUUGAGUUAUUUACAGAUUCUGAAAGUGUAGUUUUCUAACGAUGUCUAACACAUGGAAAUCUGAAAAGAUUUGAAGAAGUUGUGGCCAUUUGAAUGCAGACACUCCUUGAACUACUUUACUGAGAAAUCCAGCCUGAACGAUUUUGAAUUCACAAGUGCCAGGUAACACAAUGCUGCUCAUUUGCAUCUCAUGUAGAUAAACCCUACCCCCUACUGGUCUAGCUGUCAGUGACAUCUGGUAUCUGUUAGCCUGCAGGGCAGAAACUAUUGUAGUAGUUUGAACAAUGUAGUUAAUGUUGAUGUAGUUAUUUUCCUUAAGCACUUUAGUGGACUGAUCAGAAUCAGAAUGUACUUUAUUGAAAUGGAAAUGCUUUUGUUACAAAAAGCUCCUGAAUAAAGUUGAUCAUUGGGGGUGUACUAUUCUGUAUACAAACUUGUGUUUUGUGUUCCUCUGUGUGUGCAUAUGUACGUUUAAUCCACAGUAAAUGCCCUAAAACUCAAAAAUACACGAUCGGCCAUCCGGUCAAAGUACACACAUUAAACAGAAUUUUAAACGUAGGUCUUGGGUCAGGGUGGUUUGGAUCCCGUAGAAAGUGGGACUUACCGGCGCGGGCCCAAGCACUGGGCCCGUUGAGAUGAAUGGGUGUCCGCUGUCCACAGCUGCAGUCAGUCCGGUGUCCAGAAAACAGCACAGAAGGUGUAAAAAUGGGUUCUGGGGUGUUCACAGGGUCUUUCCCUCUCAGGCGGGCAGUAUUGUUGUGGUCGAUCCGGUUGUAGAAUGGAGAAAAAACUAGUAUAUUGCUAAAAGUUAGCGAAACGCUAAAGUAGUUUGGUGUGGCUGUGUCGGCACCAGUCACAGGUCAAAGACACGAGAUCAGCCAUCCACCAUCCGGGCCAACGUACAGACUUUAAGACAAAUAAAAUCUUAAAAGUAGUAGAUUAAUUAAUCAAUGAACACCGAGCAGAUAUUUCCCUCAGAAUCUAACGGUUUAGCUAGCUUGCUAAUCGUCAACAAACGAGUUGUUGAUGUUAUAAAAGGUCCAGAAAUACUGACGAAGUGUUUAAAUCCUCGUAGCAGUUCCUUAUGCAGGAGCGGCUGGCUGCAUAAGUAGCCAUGUGGUUCAGCUGAUUGGCCGAAAAAAGAACAAAAGCACGUGAAUAGCCAAAGAAAGCCAGUAUGCAAAUUUACUGUUGUUAUCGCCGCACCCCCAACUAGGAUCAGAGCAUUUCCUCUAAAACAAUACAAAUUCAAAUACAAAUGGUUUUAAGGCCACCAAUACUAUUAUUUGAAACAUGGAGUGGCUUCUUCAUGAUUUCAACUUACACAUUAUGCAGAAAACCGAAAAUCACUCAUUUUUAAAAAAAAAAAAAUCGAAUUUUUUUUUUUUCCAACUUGUGCCGGGCCGACUUGUUGCUGGAUUUCUCGUGGCGGGCCACAUAUUUUAAAAAGUUCAAAUUUUGGUGUUUUGGUUGUUUCUGUUUCAUAUUUUUAUUGAUGUGUAUACAAGAAUAACAAAGGCACUUACAUAUAUCAGGGCACAUUGGUGUCAGCAUUCGACAUGUUUGUAUACACCAUUAGAUUUAGAUUAACAUAUUUUUAAGAACAAACAAUGAUUACAAAAAAUAGAACCAGAUAGACAAUACAAUGAAAAAAGUAUUUAGACAUAGUCUGUAUAAAAUGA